Messenger RNA from Cyprinus carpio (common carp), 4877 nucleotides. Its product is annotated as ski-like protein. Gene Ontology annotation, molecular function: RNA polymerase II cis-regulatory region sequence-specific DNA binding; DNA-binding transcription factor activity, RNA polymerase II-specific; SMAD binding. Lineage: Eukaryota; Metazoa; Chordata; Actinopteri; Cypriniformes; Cyprinidae. The record is from RefSeq and is a predicted model, not a curated record. Gene Ontology annotation, cellular component: nucleus. Gene Ontology annotation, biological process: negative regulation of BMP signaling pathway.
ACAGACAGACACGCCCGCUCGACAUCCUCUCUGCUCGUGCGCGCUCGUGACGCUCGAGCUGUCUGAAGGGUUUCAGUCUGUGCGCGUGUCGAUGACGGUCAGACAGACUAGAGGGAGAGAGAGAGACAGCAGUCCAGGAGAGAUCAUCCUGAGGAAGCACAUCAGACCGUUAAUUCUGUCACCAUCAUGCAUAUAGCUGGACUAAAAAGGAUUUGCAAACUUUAACAGUGAGGAAAGAAGGACCAGCUUAAUAUACUGAAUAUUUUCCAUCCAAGAUAGACCAGUCAUCUGUGUUUGGCAAUGGCCAUCCCUCAGACGAGUCUGAAAACCCCUUUCAAAGACCUGACGUCAUUCAAAGGCAACAUGAAGCGGCUGUACAGGGAGCGACUGGAGGAUGCACCCAUUAAAAAGCGGGUAAUGGCAGAAAUGCACCUGAAACGGCGCAGCCUGGAGAGCGUCCCCAAACCCCCGAAGGUCAAGAAGGAGCGUGAGGAACACGGCAGCUCAGAAAUGGACACUGAGGAAAGAGAAUUCCACUUGGUCGGGGCUUCCAAGGCUUUAGAUCUCAGCGCCGGCCUCAAGCACACUCUGGCACAGUUCACACUGAGCAGCCAGAGCUCCCUGGGAGGUCCUGCUGCCUUCUCGGCAAAAUCUGUGCAGGAGUGCGCCUCUCCUGCUGGCAUGGCUCCCCUUCCGUCUCCCCCAGUCCUCGGAGGCGGCCCGCUCUUGGUUCCCUGCGACAGCUCCACGGAGCUCACCCAUUCUCUGCUCGAAGGAGAGUCCAUCUCCUGCUUUGUUGUAGGUGGCGAGAAGCGCCUUUGUCUGCCCCAGGUACUCAAUUCGGUUCUGCGAGAUUUCUCUCUGCAGCAGAUCAACGCUGUCUGUGACGAACUUUACGUUUACUGUUCCCGAUGCGAUGCUGAGCAGCUGCACAUCCUCAAGGUGCUGGGCAUCUUGCCUUUCAACGCACCUUCCUGUGGCCUGAUCACACUAACUGAUGCCCAACGCCUCUGCAACGCCCUGCUCCGCCCAGGUGCCACCCUCUCGGCCGACCCCAACAGCAAAAUGCCAGGCCAAGGCCUGCUGAAGGAGAGCGAGGCCAGUUUCCAGGUCGAGCACCAGUGUCUGGGCAAGUGCCAAGGCCUGUUUGUGCCCCAAUUCUAUGUCCAGCCAGACGCUCCUUGUAUUCAGUGCAUGGAAUGCCAGCUGCUGUUUUCCCCACAGAACUUUGUAAUGCACUCGCACAAGUCCCCCGACAAGAGGACCUGCCACUGGGGCUUUGAUUCAGCCAAGUGGCCCUGCUACCUACAGCUGGGCCGCAAGCACGAGGGCACACCGGAGGAGCCGCAACUCAAACAGCUGCUGGACGAGAUGAAGGAGAAGUUUCACUAUCAGCUUAAGAAGCCUCUGGACAAAAAGGUGGCGGAUGACGACAGUCAAGGAAGGAAGUCCAGUCCUGUACCCUGCCCACCUAACAGCAAGCUGUCUGAUGGCAUCCUGGAAAAAAAGCUACCUUCUAAGGGCAACUUGCAGUCUUCAAUGGCAUUCAGUAGAUUGUUUCCUGACAUCAAAGAAGAACCAGGACAGAGCCCCAUCAUCCACCCUAGUUACUACCUGUACACGUACGAUAAGAUGGUGGCCCCUAACGUAUCCCUGAGGAAGGAGGGGGAGGUGAGCCAUGAGGUUCUGGGGCCCUGCUCAAACAACACUACAGCAGGAGAACACUCACCCACGACAACCAGCCCACCACAGAUCUUCCCGCAUCUCAUUCCUCCAUUGCAGAGGAGGCCAAAUCCCACCACGCAGGCGAAGCGAACGAGCGCCGCCAACCUCCUCCGUCAGUCGCCAUGGAGACUAGCAGGCGGCAAGCAGCACGCCCCCAUUCCCACGGAGGGCAAAGACAGUGGAGCUGAGGACGACAAGGACACGAUCAUGCUAGAGAUUGUGCAGAUGUAUCGGCGGCAGCAAGAAAAGCUGAAUUCCACCCUUCAGAAACAGCAGCAGCUGGAGAUGGAGCUGGAGGCAGUGCGCGGGGGUGAGGCAGCCAGGCUGAGGGAGUUGUCUGUGGAGCAGCUGGAGCUGCAGAACGAGCUGGAGGCAGUACACACUGAGCAUGCUCAGAGACUGGGGGAGGUGCGGCAGGAGCAGAGACAGCUGGAACACCGACUGGAGCAGCUCAGGCAGCAGAGCUGUGCCUGUCAACCUAAAGAGCAGGAGGCGCAGUACAACGCACAGCUGUGUGAGCUUCGCUGCCGUUUGGAGCGUGCUGAGGCGGAGCGGCAGGAACUGCAGGAGGAGCUCUGCAGAGAACGGGAGGCCAGAGAGAAGCUGGAGCUCAUGAUCUCACAGCUUCAGCAGCAGACGUCCCAGUCUGGCACCAAGGGGAGCCGCAGUAGUAGCCCUACCCACCCCCCGACCCCCUCCGCAAGCCCCCAAUCCCAGCAUUCCCUCUCUUCACCGGGCCCUGAGGUAUCCUCCAGAUAAACUCCUCCUUGCACACUUCCACGCCUGCAGCCCAAGAACACACUCGCCCACUCCCUGCAGAGUCACAGCCAAACACAAAACAACCUCUGCAGAAAAGAGCAGCUCUCCCAUUCCCUUUGUGUCGCACCACCACAAAAAAAGACUUAAGGUUUGUGUUUAAUGUAAAAAGACUUUUCGUGUCACCCUGCUCUCGACCAGUCAUUAAGCAUUUUUUGGAUGUACAUGUUUAAUUUAUACUCAUGCUUAGAGGCUGAUGGUACAGUGAAGGUAUUUCUUUGUAGGACGCUUGCCUCCUGUUGCAUUGGGAAAGCGCUCGAGUGCUUUUCUGCUCACAACCCUUUGGUUACAGGAAACUGACACUCACUAAAAUACUACUUGUGACACGGAGCCCCAGGAUGCCAAACGGCAAGACGCCAGUGCCCUGCAGCCGCAAGAAACCAUGUGGAUGUUUACUUUUUUAUUUUAAUUUUGUGUCAUCCUUUCCUACAGCAAAAAUGGAAGAAUGUUUUUGUUAAUAUCACAAAGAAUAUCAGUAAAAAUAUUAUUCUAUAGCAUCUUUAAAUCAUUAUACUUAAUACAAGUGAUUCAGAAACUUUCUGAGGCCUCCCGGUUUUAUGAUCACAAUCCUCUUCCUACAUUUUCUUUCUCUGCCUGUCGUUGGUCUUUCCAGUCUGGUGUUGAUUAUAUGUUUCCUGUCUGCACUGCUGACCCUCUACAGGCUGGUAUAUGACAAAUAGCUCAGUUCAUUCCUGCAGGAUGCAGUAAGCAAAGACUCACAUUCGCCCCCUGCUGGAGAACACUAUGAAACUCGGCCCCCAUUUAACUACACGGAACAUCUGCAGUUGUACAAAUGAGGUUCAACACUCUUAAGUUUAUGUUCAGAGGAUUUUCUAAGCAGCGAAAAAGUACCAGUAGCACCAAUAAGACCUUAAUGGUUGCGGUUGCUCAGAAAUUGCAAGGUCAACAUUCUAUUUUCAAACAAAGCACAUAGUAGACCUUAUAUUUGUAAGGGUUGAAGAGGCACGCUUUGUCUCCGCAGAAUGUGGCAACUGCCACUGAUGCCCACUCAUACAUUAACUGUUAGAUGAAUGAAGAAAGAUGGACACAGGCAGUCUUUCUUUUUCUUUCUUUCUUUCUUAUAGGAUGUAAAUCUAGGCUUCUUUCAUGAUGUAUAUAUCUCAUAUAGAACAUUCCACUGUGCACAACUCAUCGGAUUCAAAGUCAGCCAAGUCGCAUCAGUUUUCUAAACCUGAUAAUGUGUACAGUGCAAAACCUCUUAGAUGCAAAAGAGGAAAAUUAAAAGAAACACCCUGACUUAUGUGAAUACCUCUAGCUAUGAAGAAUCAAAAAACAAAACUAUAUUGUAAAAGAGUGCUUUGCCAUUUUUGAAUUUUUUUUGUCUUGAAAUUAUUCAGAAAUUAAUGUAUUAACUAAUAAAGAUUUAUAUAUACUUUGUACAUAUGGUAGUCAUUAAUAUAUUAACUAAAUUCUUAUAAAUAAUCUUUCAAGGUUUCUGAUCACAUUUGCAAAAGCUGGGCAUAGCCCAAGCCAUUGUUUUUUGUUUUUGUUGUUGUUGUUGUUCUUUUUCCUUCUCUCUAAUUUCUAAUUUUUCUAAUUUCUAACUGAAGAGUAGUUGUUGACAAAGUGUGAAAGGUGGUGUAGGGAUGCAUGAUGCUCAGAACCCCUGCACUAUCCAACGGGGAACGGGAACAGUGACGUAUGCUGUCCAGUGCCUCAGUGUUUCCCUUCAGUGGGUCAUCUCGUCCAUUUCAUUGGAGCCCACUGAGAUUGACAACCUGUUGUUAUUUUGGUGGUGUUCACUGUUCAGAUUUUCCUCUUGCCCAUUUUAUAUAUUUUAAAAAAUUAAGAAUUUAAAUCCUUAGAAAGAAGGGAGUGAAAUAAUGCAUGUAUUGUUCGCUACUAUAUUGUUAUGCUAAAACACAGAUUCAUUAUUGCUGAAAAACAAAGUGAUUUUUUUUUUUCUGUUCUCUCUCACACAUACAAGCUUUCCAACAAAUGUUCCUCCAUGUUGUCUGAGAAGAGUAGUCUUUAUGUAAAUGGGCACUAAAGAGCCUAAUAUAAAUGCUAGAAACUUCUGAUAUGAGAGACUGUGUGUCAGUGACAAAUGAGACAUGCUUAUUGAAAAGAGUGUUUUUCUUUUUCUUUUUUUUUAAUACAAAUAUAAAUAUACAGCUCUGAUUUCAUGUGUAGUUCUUUUGAGAGAUAGUAGCAUUUGUUUAGGCACUGUAAUGCAUUACUACAGUGUCGACUGCAAUUUUCAAAUUUCAGUCAGUAUUAGGAUUCCUUUGUUUUCACCACAGUUACCUCUGUAGCAGCCGGUUUCAAUGCUGUUUUUGAUAGAUUUGGGUAUUAAAAUGUAUUUCUGAAGCUUU